Messenger RNA from Drosophila subobscura, 1088 nucleotides. RefSeq names its product serine protease snake. The record is from RefSeq and is a predicted model, not a curated record. The transcript has 3 exons. Gene Ontology annotation, molecular function: serine-type endopeptidase activity. Gene Ontology annotation, biological process: proteolysis. Lineage: Eukaryota; Metazoa; Arthropoda; Insecta; Diptera; Drosophilidae. The coding region runs from base 62 to 1021 and encodes 319 amino acids.
CGCAGUUCAAUCAGUCGGCAAGCGUUCGUCUUUCAAUGCAGUUCAUCGACGAUUCAUAACCAUGUCGAUGCGCUUACUGACUUCGGUGCUGAUGAUGCUUUCGCUGAGCGGCAUCGGUACUCUAGUGUUCAGCCAGAGCCCUGAUCCAGCCGCGCAGCAAGCUUGCACACUGUUCAAGCGCACCGUGUUCGAGGAACGUGUGCCCAUCAGCUUCUUCUUUGCCAAUGCGCCCAUUACCUAUGAGACAGUCGACUCCUGCCAUGGCUCGCGACCUCUGAUAGUGGGCGGCUCACCAGCUGAGGCCAAGGAAUUCCCACAUGCGGCACGUCUGGGCAAUCGCAAUGCUGAUAACAAAACAAAUUGGUUCUGUGGCGGCACUUUGAUAAGCAAUCGGCUUGUGCUCACAGCAGCCCAUUGCUUCUACACCGAAUAUGGAGCCGUGAAUGUGGUACGCUUGGGUGAACUUGAGUUUGAUAACGACAAGGACGAUGCGGAGCCGGAGGACUUUGAAGUGCUUAGCACCACAAUGCAUCCGGACUUCAAACAUCCAGCAUUCUACAAUGACAUUGGCAUCGUUCGGCUGCGUCGCGCGGUCAACUUCAGUUUGUACAAGCAUCCCGCCUGCCUGCCCUUUGACGAUGGCGAACGCCACGAGACCUUCAUUGCCAUUGGCUGGGGUGCACGGCAGUUUGCCCAGAAGCAGUCGAAGAAGCUCUUGAAAGUUCAGCUGCGGGGUUACGGUCAGCGUUGCCUCACCAGCGUGGAGCCCAACGAGGAGCUGCCCAAUGGCUAUAAUGCCAGCACUCAACUCUGCAUUGGCUCGCCCGAGAGCAAGGAUACAUGCAACGGGGAUUCGGGUGGUCCGGUGCUCUCCUACCACAAGGACUAUCCCUGCAUGUACCACGUGAUGGGCAUCACCUCGAAUGGCAUUGCCUGCGACACGCCCGAUGUGCCCAGUGCCUACACAAGGGUCCACUACUAUUUGGAUUGGAUCAAGCAGCAUUUGGCGAGGACCAAUUGAAGAUUUAUUCCGUUUAUAAGCCAAGUCCAUAAGGGCAGCAAAUACAUUAAUCUUUAUCUCUAUCUUU